AGUGUUCGGUCGGGUAUAGCUUCGAGCGGAUCAAGAAAUAUAUAAUCGAGAGCAGUUGCCGUUAGUUCUAUUCUUCAGUUGUCGGUUCUGCCUCUUUUGUUAAAACCGUAACGCAUAAGCUGUGGCUCGCAACGGUCUUCUCGUUUCCAUUUAAACCGAAUUGUAUUAGCCGGAAGCCAGAGAAGAUGAGUUACUGGUAUCGGAAUUACACUCCAAGUUGGCUGCAGCGAUGGUGGCCCAACCCCCACCAGCCACGCAGAGUGAAUCCCUUUCGGAGCACUCGGCCCUCGGCCGAUCUAGAAGAUGCCGCCAGUUCCGCCGUCCUGGGCGUCCACAGAGUGGACCUUUGCCUGGAGGAUAACCACGAUGAGCACCACACCAGUCACUUUUAUGCGGCAGCUGCCAAGGAGGCUCUGAUCGUGAGGAGAGGCGAACCCUUCCGGCUGCGUAUUCACUUCAAUCGAGACUAUAGCCCCAGCAAGGAUGCGAUUAGCUUCAUUCUCAGCGUAGCGGAUGACACCAAGCCGAGCCCAGGACAUGGAACUCUGAAUGCCUUGGUGCCGCACGAUGGCAUCGACUAUCUGGGCGACACCCUGGAGUGGGGAGCCGGCAUUGAGUCCCACGAGGGACUAACCCUCACAGUACUGAUCAAGCCGCCAUCCACAUGUCCUGUGACUGAGUGGAGACUCGACAUUGACACAAAGUUGUUGGGAGAUGGCUCGAGGAGCUACCCGCUGCCACUGCCCAUCUACAUUCUGUUUAAUCCCUGGUGUCCGGAGGAUCAGGUCUAUCUGGAGGAUCGGGAGCAGCGCAAGGAGUACGUGAUGCAUGACACCACGCUCAUAUGGCGGGGAUCCUACAACCGACUUCGUCCCUCGGUCUGGAAGAUCGGCCAGUUUGAGCGUCAUGUGCUGGAGUGCAGCCUCAAGGUCCUGGGCACCGUGGGCAGGAUUCCGCCGGCCUACAGAGGCGAUCCUGUGCGAGUGGCCCGUGCUCUGUCAGCUUUGGUUAACUCGGUGGACGACGAUGGCGUCUUGCUGGGCAAUUGGUCGGAGGAUUUCUCCGGUGGCGUUGCACCCACCAAGUGGACCGGAUCGGCGGAGAUCCUCCAACAGUUCCACAAGACCCAGAAGUCGGUGAAGUUUGCUCAGUGCUGGAACUUUAGCGGAGUGCUGGCCACCAUUGCCCGAAGUCUGGGCAUCCCGGCGAGAAUCAUCACCUGCUACUCGUCGGCCCACGACACCCAGGCAUCGCUCACAGUCGAUGUUUUCAUCGAUUCGAACAACAAGAAGCUGGAGGCGGAAACCACGGACUCGAUAUGGAACUACCAUGUAUGGAACGAGCUGUGGAUGCAGCGCCCGGACCUGGGCAUUGGUCAGCAUGGCUCCUACGACGGCUGGCAGGUGGUGGAUGCCACCCCGCAGGAGGCAUCGGACAACAUGUACCGCGUGGGUCCUGCCUCCGUUCUGGCCGUGAAGCACGGCGAGAUCCUGCGGCCCUUCGACGGCGGCUUCGUCUUUGCGGAGGUGAAUGCGGACAAGCUCUACUGGCGCUACAACGGACCCAGUCAGCCCCUGAAGCUUCUGCGCAAGGACACCCUGGCCAUUGGCCACCUCAUUAGCACCAAGGCGGUGCUGAAGUGGGAACGGGAGGACAUCACCGAUACCUACAAGCAUGCUGAGCGCUCCGAGGAGGAAAGGAGCACCAUGCUCAAGGCCCUCAAGCAAUCCCGCCAUGCCUUCAGUCGGUACUACCUGAACGACAACUUCAACGACGUGGAGUUUGACAUGGAGCUCAAGGACGACAUCAAGAUCGGCGAGAACUUCAGUGUGGUGCUCAAGGUCACGAACAAGAGCGAGACAGUGACACACCUGGCCACGGGACAGGUCAACUGCGAUGCCGUCCUGUACACCGGCGUGGGUGCCAUGGAGGUUAAGGUCCUGGGCUUCGAACUCGAGCUGAAGCCCAAGAGCAGCGAGUACGUGCGCAUGGAGGUCAUUUUCGAGGAGUACUUUGAGAAGCUCUCCUCGCAGGCUGCCUUCCAGAUCUCGGCAGCCGCCAAGGUCAAGGACACGGACUACGAUUACUAUGCCCAGGAUGAUUUUCGAGUGCGCAAGCCGGACAUUAAGUUCCAGCUGGGCGAGGCAAGCAUCGUGGCCCAGAAGGAGCUGGACGUAAUCGUGCGCCUGGCCAAUCCGCUACCUAUUCCUCUCCACAAGGGCAUAUUCACGGUGGAGGGACCUGGCAUUGAGCACCCUCUAAAGUUUAAGAUCGCCGAGAUUCCAGUGGGUGGCACCGCCGCAGCGACCUUCAAGUACACUCCGCCCUACGCCGGACGCGGCACAAUGCUGGCCAAGUUCACCUCCAGGGAGCUAGACGAUGUGGACGGCUACAAGCACUACGAGAUCGAGCCAAGGCCAGAGGAUGUGCUGCAGCCGAAUGGAAGCCACCGGAGGAGCAACAUCAUCCGCAGACGCACUGAUGUUAUAGCCUGAAAUAAUCCCCAUUUUUUCGUAUUUUUAGCCUUAGUGAUUUGUUGUAAAUAAUAUUUAAU
Molecule: messenger RNA, 2554 nt
Organism: Drosophila serrata
Lineage: Eukaryota; Metazoa; Arthropoda; Insecta; Diptera; Drosophilidae
Gene: Tg
Product: Transglutaminase
Biological process (GO): peptide cross-linking
Molecular function (GO): protein-glutamine gamma-glutamyltransferase activity
Source: RefSeq, a predicted model, not a curated record